CAACAGCGUCGGUGACAAGUUGGAUAGUCCUAUAGCCAAACUUGCUUGAUUGUUCACCAUCUCUCCACUCAAUGUUCAGUAUGAGUACAAUCGGGAGUGCCAGGACAUAAAAAUUCGAGUUUAAAAAGUCAUAGUAUUCACUGGCUGUACACUUGGUGACGAAAUCGAAGCGAUUUUUUUUUACUCUGGUUCUUUCACUUUGCAAAGGGAAAUACUAAGUUCGACGAACUGAAAAGCGCGUAUGGAAGCUUUUCCUGGGGAAAUAAUAAAAUCGACUUACAAAGAAGCUAACGUAGUGUCCAAGUUUGACUAGUUUCGUCACCUCUCUAAAAACAGAAAUCUCAGUGCAUGGACUGGACUUCGUCCACUCGACGGCGUUAUCGGUGCAGUACAUCCUAACGCCUUAUUUAUUGGAAUAAUAAUAAUUCUCAUUACUCGACAAUAUGCUGUCAUCAGUGGACGGAGAUUUUCUCCAUCCCAAGGUGAAGGAGGAAGAGAAAACAUUGGUCUCAUGUUUCGGAAAAACGAGGAAAAGCAGAAUGGCCGAUGAGAGUGAUUUCAUUCUAACGAAGAAUCCAUAUCACAAUCAGGUGUACGAGGACGCGUACAAAAAAUCAAUGGAGUCGCCGGAGGAAUUCUGGGCUGAUGUAGCCCAAUGCGUUGAAUGGAACAAGCCCUGGGACAAAGUUCUUGACAAUUCAAACCCACCCUUUACAAAGUGGUACGUGGGUGGCGAAAUAAAUGCCUGUCACAAUGCAGUUGAUCGUCAUGUGAAUGCUGGAAAUGGGAAGAAAACAGCACUCAUACAUGACAGCCCCAUGACCUCAACCAUUCGCAAAGUGACAUACGAGGAACUUUUGAACAAGACUUCGAGACUUGCUGGCGCUCUAGCUGAUAUGGGGGUGAGAAAAGGCGAUCGUGUACUUAUUUAUAUGCCACUGAUUCCUGAAGCUAUUAUCGCUGUUCUUGCUACCGCACGGCUUGGAGCAGUACACUCGGUUGUUUUUGGUGGCUUUGCCCCGAGGGAAUUGGCAACGAGGAUUGAUCAUGCCGAGCCCAAGGUUCUCAUUGCCGCUAGUUGUGGAUUGGAGCCUACAAAAAUUAUCAAAUAUACCAAAAUGAUUGACGAAGCUUUAGAUCUCAUAUCUGUGGAAAAGCCAAAAUGCAUUGUGUUUCAACGGAGAAAUGUGUGGGAGGCGCCUUUAUCAAAUGGCCAAGAGGAUUUUGAGGAGUUGUUGAACAGAUCCGAGCCCCAUCCGUGCGUUCCAAUCGAGGCGAAUGAACCCCUCUAUUUACUCUACACAUCCGGAACAACGGAUAAGCCGAAGGGGGUGCAAAGACCUGUUGGUGGGCACAUUGCUACGCUCUGUUGGACCAUGAAGGUCUUGUAUGGGAUGGAUAAAAACUCGAUCUGGUGGGUAGCUUCUGAUCUCGGUUGGGUUGUUGGACUAUCGUAUAUCUGUUAUGGUCCUCUUCUUUAUGGCGCUACUAGUGUCAUGUUCGAGGGAAAACCUGAUAGAACACCUGAUGCUGGACAGUAUUUUAGGAUAAUUGAAGAGCAUGGAGUUAAUGCGUUAUUCACUGUACCCAGUGUAUUUAGAGUUCUUCGAAGGGCAGACCCAGAAACGAAAUUGGGGAGGAAAUAUUCGACGAAAACAUUGAAGACGAUUUUCGUUGCGGGUGAGCACUGCGAUUGUGAAUCGAAAGCCUGGGCAGAGAAGAUAUUCAAAGUACCAAUAUUGAAUCACUGGUGGCAAACAGAGACAGGUCACGCUAUAACUGCCACUUGUGUUGGUUUUGGACCAAAUUUAAAACCACCGCUAUAUACCACAGGAAUGCCCUUUCCCGGAUACGAUGUUCACAUUCUCAGGGAGGAUGGGAGUUUAGCUUCGUCUCGUGAACUCGGUAGAAUCGCCGUUAAGCUACCACUCCCUCCUGGAACAAUGUCUACUCUUUACAAAGCAGCAGACAGAUUCAAAGAUAUUUAUUUCUCUAAAUAUCCAGGGUAUUACGAUACAAUGGACGCAGGAUAUAUCGACGAAAACGGAUAUGUCUACGUCACAGCGAGGGACGACGAUGUAAUCAAUGUUGCGGGUCACAGGAUCUCGACAGCAGCACUUGAAGACGUCGCCCUAGGCCAUCCUGACGUCGUGGAUGCUGCUGUUGUCGGAGUCCCUGAGCAGACCAAGGGAGAAGUUCCAUUGUGUCUAUAUGUCAUGAAGGAUGAGGCAACGAAGAAUGAGGAGGAGAUUAGCCAGGAGCUCAUAAGUCGAGUGCGACAGUUGAUAGGACCCAUAGCGUCUUUCAAACUAGCUGGAGCUGUUAAGGGGCUGCCUCGAACGCGCUCUGGGAAAAUUAUUCGCAAGUCUAUUGCCGAUUUGGCACGGUCGAGAGACUUUGAACUGCCUGCCACAAUUGAAGAUCCCACUGUAUACAUCGAUAUUAAACGGGUUCUUCAAAAAUUGGGAUACGCUAAAUCCGGGCAAAUUUACGGUAAUUAAUUAAAUAUAUAAUUUUAUGUUGAUAGAGAAGAUGAAUUUCUCCAAAAAAAAAACUACAAUUAAUUGCAACAAUGAAUUAAUAACUGUCUAUCUGUAUGAAACGUUUUUCUUUAUUCUUCCGUUGUUGUUGGGCAUGUGCCCACAAUAUGAUAGACAAUGUUAUAAAUAGACAUUUUCACUGUUAAUAAAAAAUAACAAUUAA
This is a messenger RNA of Diachasmimorpha longicaudata, 2703 nucleotides long. RefSeq names its product acyl-CoA synthetase short-chain family member 3, mitochondrial. The record is from RefSeq and is a predicted model, not a curated record. NCBI's taxonomy places the organism in Eukaryota, Metazoa, Arthropoda, Insecta, Hymenoptera, Braconidae. Gene Ontology annotation, molecular function: propionate-CoA ligase activity. The transcript has 13 exons. Gene Ontology annotation, cellular component: mitochondrial matrix. Bases 444 to 2501 code for a protein of 685 amino acids.